UACUUCCUCUUCGCUUCUGCUAAGGCUCCGCAACCAUGGUGAACGUGCCGAAGACCCGCAGGACUUACUGCAAAAAAUGCAGGAAGCAUCAGCCCCAUAAAGUGACGCAGUACAAGAAGGGGAAAGACUCCCUGUAUGCCCAGGGUAAGAGGAGAUACGACCGGAAGCAGAGUGGAUAUGGUGGACAGACUAAGCCGAUCUUCCGAAAGAAGGCCAAGACCACCAAAAAGAUCGUCUUGAGGCUGGAGUGUGUGGAGCCCAACUGCAGGUCCAAACGAAUGCUGGCCAUUAAGAGAUGCAAGCACUUUGAGCUGGGAGGGGACAAGAAGAGAAAGGGCCAGGUCAUCCAGUUCUAAGAUGCUGAAUCUUCAGGAUACGAUUGAAUAAAAACUAAAACAUACAAA
Molecule: messenger RNA, 404 nt
Organism: Brienomyrus brachyistius
Lineage: Eukaryota; Metazoa; Chordata; Actinopteri; Osteoglossiformes; Mormyridae
Product: 60S ribosomal protein L36a
Exons: 5
Coding region: 36-356 (106 amino acids)
Biological process (GO): translation
Cellular component (GO): ribosome; cytosolic large ribosomal subunit
Molecular function (GO): structural constituent of ribosome
Source: RefSeq, a predicted model, not a curated record